This is a messenger RNA of Mollisia scopiformis, 363 nucleotides long. RefSeq lists its product as uncharacterized. The record is from RefSeq and is a predicted model, not a curated record. The transcript has a single exon. Bases 8 to 325 code for a protein of 105 amino acids. Gene Ontology annotation, molecular function: ATP binding. Lineage: Eukaryota; Fungi; Ascomycota; Leotiomycetes; Helotiales; Mollisiaceae.
GCCUCACAUGAGCAGCAGCAGCAGCAGCAGCAGCAGCGGGGUCGGCAGCGGAUGCACUGCAACUCUGCAAUGCGAUGUGCUGGCAGGCACGUACGUCGUGCCCUCUCACGAAUCAGAGCCCGCAACGGCAUGCCAUCCAUGUGCAGCUGGAAAGGGAUCAACCCGUCUGUUCCUGACAGCUGUGUGUUGGUCCCGUGGUACCGUCCCCGUGUUCACACCUACCCUCUCCUAUCCUGCAUCUUAUCUCCCACCUAUCGAUCGAGUACGAUCUCUCUCUCUCUCUCUCUCUCUUGAAGCAUCGGCCGGAAAAAUGAAUACGCUGUAGAACAAAAAGGCAGCAGCGCUUGCUGUAGCGAGACAUAG